Gadus morhua (Atlantic cod) is the source of this 960-nucleotide messenger RNA. RefSeq lists its product as uncharacterized. Lineage: Eukaryota; Metazoa; Chordata; Actinopteri; Gadiformes; Gadidae. The transcript is spliced from 5 exons. Gene Ontology annotation, cellular component: external side of plasma membrane; B cell receptor complex. The record is from RefSeq and is a predicted model, not a curated record. Gene Ontology annotation, biological process: B cell receptor signaling pathway; B cell differentiation. The coding region runs from base 36 to 767 and encodes 243 amino acids.
ACUAUCACAAGAGCUGAGCUGUGCACCAGUGGAGGAUGGAGUUUCCACUGAGGACUAUGUUGCUUCUCUCUCUGGGGCCGCUGCUGGCUCGGGAAAUUGUACAAGGGAAGGAUAUAAAGCUGUAUCAGACGGCAGAUUUGGAGGUCGUCGAGGGAGACAGCGUCACACUCCAUUGUUGCUGGACAGCCGUCAACGAUCAACAGUAUAGAGCGGAUUGGUUGAAAAAUGAGGUUAGAAUUCUCUACCAACCGACAGCCGUGAGGUAUGACGGAGAGGGCUGUGGAUCGGCCCUGUCACCUGUGAACAACGGGGCCUGCGGCUGUGCCGCCCUGACCCUUCCCAACGUCACCCGCAACCACACUGGGCGCUACGUCUGCAAGGUGAACAAAGAGAGGCCCGUGUUUAUUCAGUCUUGGGGAAACGGCACGAUGAUCACCGUCACGGAACGACGGAGCCCCACCAACGGCACAACACAAGAAAACUCGACUAUAGACGUGUCACUGUGGCCCCCGGUCCCCGCCGUUGUUUCACUGGCUAUAGUAAUGGCCGCCGCGUUCCCCGUCACUCUGAUCUGUUUAUGGAAGCUGCAGAAGAGACGAGGGUUGGACCGAGCAGCAAGGGUGAUCUAUGAGGUUCCCCACGAGGACUCUGAGGUGGACGGAACCAGCACCAGCUCGUCCAAAGGGUCCUCCCAGUGGUGUCAGGUACCCGUGUAUGAGUCCUUCGACUACUUUGAGUGUGUGGUGGAAAGCAAGGGCGGUGGAUGAAGGAGUCUCAAUCUGUUGUUUCCCUUGUUGGUUUUGGAAAUAUCUCUGAUACGUUAUGUCAUCUUCUGUGUCCAUCCAUGUUGUUUUUAAACAAGCUAAUUGAAAGUCAUACAUUAACUGUGAAAUAGCUUAUUAGAUGUAAUUAAUGAUGAGUGAUGAUUGUAAGUAACUGUGAAUAAAGUAUUUAACAUAA